AUGAGCAAGACAGGGGUGAUUAUUGAUGAGCAUUAGUAAUACUCUUCUGAAACUUCAGAUAGAAAGGUUUCUACAAGAAAAAACAGACCAAUUUACACUUAGACAAUCAGUGUAAAACGCUAUCAUAAAAUACCUCUAAGAACUUAGUAAAUGCUUUUCGAAUAGGUAUUUAAAAACGGGAAAAAGAUUAAACAAGCAGCUAAGGAAUUGAAGAUGAAUUACUCAAGUGCUAAGUCAUUGAUCCAUUACUAUAAAACCGAAAAAAGGCCAGUACCUGAUUAAGUGAAAAAGUUGAUCGGCUAGAAGAAAUAGGCAUCAUUUUGCUCGAUUAAGUAAAUUAAAUAAGAUGGUGCCAAACUUGUUGUUGAAAUAUAACUCAAUCAUCAGAUAGUUAACUCUUACAACUACUAUCAAAAACUCCAUAACGAAGUCAAAGAAGAAACAAUUUGA
Messenger RNA from Paramecium tetraurelia, 450 nucleotides. RefSeq lists its product as uncharacterized. Lineage: Eukaryota; Ciliophora; Oligohymenophorea; Peniculida; Parameciidae. The transcript has 2 exons. The record is from RefSeq and is a predicted model, not a curated record.